CGAGAUUUACAAAAAAAAUGCUGUCACAGGAUAUCGAGCGACUCACAAUGAGGGCUUUUCGAGAUCAGAAACCAUGGACAUCGACCAUCGACCAUGCUUCCGUUAAAGGAAACAUAGAAGACCCAUCCUUAGAAUCAUCCUUAAAGGAUGUAAUUUGUGAGUAUGCUUUAGAUCUAGAAAAGCUUAGUUCCCGCGUUUUGAAGGAAUCAACCGCAACGCCGACCCUAUCAGCAAAGGCAACAAGCUCGUCUUUCGUGGAAGCAAAUCACGUUCUGAAGAAAGAUCAAAUGGAUACUAGUUUAACGUCGGAACCACCGAGCAAGAAGCUCAAGGACGAUUCAAGUGUUACUUGCCUUUCCCACUUUUCCUCGUCUAAGAUGCAGCCUCCUGUAUCUGAUCAAAUUAUGUAUGAGAAAAUCAUCUUAGAACGAUCUAUCCAGGAAACGACGACCCAAAUUCAAAAUCAUUUAAGAAUUAAGGGAGUUUUAGAGCACAAAUAUUUGGAGAACAAAGAAAUUUUCUUCAUGCGUCAAGAGCGUGUACUGCUGCUCGAGAGAGAAUACAGAGCUGAGGAAGAACGCAGCCCCCAAUUGUGUUUGCCAGCGGAAAACAUAAGAAUGCUUGUUCUCAAGCAAAACCUCUUAGAAUCCCGAGAACUUAUGGCAAUGCAGAGACAGCGCUGUUUCAUCUUUGAACAACGUGUUGCGCUUCAUCAUAAAUAUAUACUUGAACAUCAGGCUGAUUUGGAGAGACAAAUAUUGCGCAAUCAAUCUUUGAAACAGGCUUUAGAACGGGCAUUUCCACCGAAAGAGGAUGUUAAGGAAAUGUUAUUGGCAGAAGCUCUGCAAAACAUUGCCGAAGGAGAAUAUCCUACGAAAGAAGAACGCUUUCUUGCGUUGCUUCAGGAGCAACAUCGAUAUAAUUUUGAAUGGCAUCGAAGGAAGUUAUUCAAGCAACGAAAGAGUAACGAGCAGCCAACCAUUCACCAGCUGGAUACUGUAAACGCGGUGAAGGAACAAUACUUUGACGGAAUACCCAGUGUGGGUGAAAGUGAAAUCCCGAAAGAGUUGAGUGGCCACAAGAGCAAUGAAGGCAAUGAUGAUUUGGAAGAUGGUGAUUCUGAUGGCACGGUAGCAAAAAAGAAAUCGAUCUUCCACAAAUACAAUGAUAGCAAGGGUGCAGAGAAGGUUGGUGAUCCGAAAAUUCCCCCAUCAAAAAGGAAAUGUAUGGGAGACAAAUGCAAUGACCGCAAUGACGAAGAAGCGGGCGACGAUAACAUUGCUACAGAAGCAACAAACAAACACAAGGACAAGGACAACAAAAAUGGUGAACACAAGAGCAUAGAAAAUGGUGGUGGUCACUAUUUGCCGGCGACAUUGACGACAUCAAUGGGCGAAAGAAAUAGUGAACGCAAGGACGAAGAAACAGAUGGCGAUGACGUCAUCAGUGUAGAAGUGAGAAAAAAAACUAUGGACGAUGGAUACACUGAUCGUCAUGAUAAAGAACCGAUUGCCGAUGAUGAGUAUUCAGUGACAAUUAAGCAACCCACGGACGUCAAAAACAAAGAAAGCAAGGCGGAAAAAAUGGGUAGCGACUACAGCAUAUCAGUUGAAAAAAAGGAAUCUAUGGACCACAAAAACGAAGAAAAGGAUGAUCAAAAUAAUGGUGAAGGUCAAGUGGUAGCUGACGACGACGACGACGACGACGAUGCUUCCAUCAUUAUAUAGUCCAAGGUGCAGUAUGGAAUUGUGUAAUUAAGAGGCGAAUAUAAAAUUUGAAAUUGA
Pseudo-nitzschia multistriata is the source of this 1784-nucleotide messenger RNA. The record is from the annotation of a GenBank genome assembly. Lineage: Eukaryota; Bacillariophyta; Bacillariophyceae; Bacillariales; Bacillariaceae.